CGCCAACACACAUACACAUACUGAUCUCUUCUUGAAUUCAUUCGCGCUUGAGUUUCAAAAUCAUCAACAAUGGAUUCAGGAAGUCCACCGGUUGACAUCAUUUCGACGUUAUCAGACUGUCUGCUUGUUCUGAUAAUAUCUUUCCUUCCCUUCAAGGAUGCACUGAAAACCAGUAUGCUUUCCAAGCGCUGGCGAUACUUGUACCGGGAAGUGAGAAACAUCUGUUUCAGAGAGUCCGAAAUGGUGACUUUUGCUGGCAACCAUAUUGAUCAGUAUUACCAAAGAGCACAAUUGGUUGCCUAUAUGGUUGGCUGGGUUGACAAUUUUACCGGUGGAGUUAUUGAGAGUUUCGAGCUUUGUCUCUCGAACUCAUAUUCUUUCGAACAAAGUGUCACAAGACUGAUCGAAUUCGCAGUUUCCAAGAAUGUCAAGCAUCUUAUUCUUGAUCUCUCAGAGCGUCGCUGGAGAGUCAGAGAUGAUGCAGUAGCAUUAGAACUGGGUUUGAUUCAAGUUCCGGAAAGUUUUUACAAACUUACCACUCUCGUGACGUUGAAGUUAUUCGGUUGCCGGUUUAAUCCAUCAAGGCUUGCGAACCCGGGUUCGGUUAAAAUCCUUUGCUUUCGUUGGAUCCGUCUUGAGAAUAUCUCGGCUUUGAUAGCGAAGGCACCAUUUCUCGAGACUUUGAUCAUGAAGAAUUGUUGGGAGAUUGGUCUUGAAGCAAUAACCGGAUUUAACGACCGGGUAAGGAAGGUUGUAUUUAAGAACUGUGUUUUCUCGGUGGAGAAAUCUACUCUCGACGUUCCCAACAUUCAGAUCUUCAAGUACUUUGGAAAAGUUCAUCACUUUGAGUUCGUGAGUGCGAUUAGGGGAAUGGACGAAGCUUAUCUUGAUUUUGGUGAAGCGAGCGAGUACAAUGUUGGCACUGGAACCCAACUCUGUACUCUCCUCUAUCAUCUCCGAUCCGCUAGGACAUUCACGGUUUGUCCUUAUCUUCUCCAAGUGAUCCAGGAGAGUGAAGAUUCGGUUAGACUGAAAGAACGGAUGGAGACAAGACAGUUGGUACUGAAGUCUGCUCUGGAACCCAAUGAGUUCAUUGGGAUAAGAUUUAUGAUCAAUAGCUGUCCAUGUUUGGAGACUUUGUCAUUCCAAAUGGUGGAUCCUAGGCUUAUUGAUAUGAUGGUUCCUCAAUUCGAUCCAGAGGCUUAUUGGGUGGACAAUAUCAGUCAUAAGUGUCUGAAGAGGACACUUAAGAAGGUGGAAGUUUGGAGUUUCAGCGGAGGUUCGUACGAGUUACAUGUCCUCAAGUAUCUGAUUCGCUAUGGUCGUGUGUUGGAGAGAGUGGAUCUGUAUCUGCCAAUUGGAUUGGAUGAGGAUCAAAUGCAUUCGGCACGUGCUGCAGCUGACACUGUGGGAACAGAGUUUGAGGCUGCUUCGAGCAAUUUGAACAUUUCUCUUCACUGAGGAACCUUCAUCUGAUUGAAGGAUGAAUAAAAUUUGGAUGUGUUA
Messenger RNA from Arabidopsis arenosa, 1506 nucleotides. The record is from the annotation of a GenBank genome assembly. NCBI's taxonomy places the organism in Eukaryota, Viridiplantae, Streptophyta, Magnoliopsida, Brassicales, Brassicaceae.